UAUCCACCACCAUCAGAUAACAAGAACGUGGCAGAGCCUCAUGAACCAGGAUUCAAAGCAUACACUAAUGAAGAUAUCCUGAGGAACGCCGGAGGUGAGGCAGCGGAGGGGGAGAGCAAGAGAGACGACCUGGAUGAGGAGGGUAAAAAACUCCGCUUCCUAGGGCACUACUCGACCACCACUGAGACAGCCGUGGUCAUGGUCACCUCCACAGUGUUUUUCUCGUGUCUCUCGGGUACCUCGACGGCGCUGUGCCUAGGUCGCCGAAAGAAGAAGAACCUACAGUCGCUUAUGGAACUUCAAGUUAAUCCUGAAGAGGGAGUCUACCUUGACAGCAGCCAGGUCACGAACACAGGGCGGGAGGCGCGCUCCAUAGACGAUGCUCUGGAGGCUUCUUCAGCGGCAGCGGAGGAUGAAGCAGAGGCGGGACCUAGGGACUCUGACGCCAAAAAUCAGACUAAACUGUUCGGCUUCCAAAUCUGGACUCGAACCCGAAUCACCACCACUGUUACUAUGCUCUUCACGGACAGCAACACCACCAUCAGGCUCUCCUAUUACUGCCAAGCGGGUAAUCUGCAGCUACCGCAAUUCAACUGCGUCUAGGAGGGCUGUUACCUUCUCAUAAUUAUUACUUCUACUGUUUCUGCUGGUGCUGCUACUACUACUACUACUACUACUACUACUUUUUAUCAAAUCAGAUCUGAAGUCCCGUCCUCCUCAAACCAUGUCAUAAUAUAACUGACCCCCUCCCCCCCCCCCUCCCCCCGCCUCUCUCUCUCUCUCUCUCGUUUCUGUUCCCACGCACUCUAAUGAGACCUCCUGCAGACCAUCCUAAUCAACUAAGCUAUUUAAUGUAUAUAAUGUACAUGAGGAAGAGAGUCCAAAUAAACUAUACUUAUGAGCUUA
Eriocheir sinensis (Chinese mitten crab) is the source of this 906-nucleotide messenger RNA. RefSeq lists its product as uncharacterized. Lineage: Eukaryota; Metazoa; Arthropoda; Malacostraca; Decapoda; Varunidae. The annotation marks the transcript as partial. The transcript is spliced from 2 exons. The record is from RefSeq and is a predicted model, not a curated record.